Tremella mesenterica DSM 1558 is the source of this 3051-nucleotide messenger RNA. RefSeq lists its product as uncharacterized. Gene Ontology annotation, molecular function: 3'-tRNA processing endoribonuclease activity. Gene Ontology annotation, biological process: mitochondrial tRNA 3'-end processing. The coding region runs from base 1 to 3051 and encodes 1016 amino acids. Gene Ontology annotation, cellular component: mitochondrion. The record is from RefSeq and is a predicted model, not a curated record. The transcript is spliced from 10 exons. NCBI's taxonomy places the organism in Eukaryota, Fungi, Basidiomycota, Tremellomycetes, Tremellales, Tremellaceae.
AUGGAAAAAGAUUAUCGACCUAAUUGGGUUGUACGUUGUCUUUCCGUACCUGGACCAGAUACCUCAUUAUCUCUUUAUAUAGCAUUUGACAAUGCUCGAUGGCUGUUUGGAUGUGGGGAAGGUACUCAGAGGGCGUUUAUACAGAAAGGCUUGGUGAUGAGAAGUUUGACGGGGAUCAUCAUGCCCAGUGGUGGAAGUAAAGAUCGGAAUGGGCUUCCUGGACUGAUUAUGACUGCUGCCGAUGCGGGGAUAAGGAAUCUCGAUAUUAUCGGUCCUCCAGAUGUGGGACAUCAUCUUGCCUCUUUUCGAGCUUCAUUACAGCGAAUCUCAAUCAAUGUCAAAACUCAUCAUCCUUCCACUGCCUCUUCUGAAUUGAGACAAAUAUACGACCAUCCAAGCAUCAAUAUCAAAGCUUUCUCUAUCUUACCUUCAUCGCAAUCUGACUCGAAUGAUCAAUCAUCCCCUAUCCCCACACCUCCUCCUUUUAUACCCAUCACUUCCACAGUAACGAAUCCCGUGCCCCACCUGCAUCCACCAACACAACCAUGGGCUCUCCCACCUGACCAAAAGAACACCUGGAUAGAACAUAUCAUGGACGACAUGUUCUCUCGUCAUUUUGCCAAACCCAGUCCCGAUACGCCAGGUCCGAUACGACCAAACUCUGCCGAUGCUAGAUAUCCUCUAGGAUUGCUAGACGACUCAGUUCAGAGAUGCGAUAUGAUCUACGUCUUUCAAGCUCCUGAUUUUCCUGGGAAAUUUGACGUUGCUUCUGCUGAGCGAUUAGGGGUGUAUGGAAAAGCGAGGGGGUUGUUGGUAAAAGGACAGACUGUGGAGGUGAAGGAUCCUAGUCAACCGGGUGGAAUGAGAAUUGUGAGACCUGAGGAAUGUUUGAGUGGAGGAGGCACAGGGGCAGUAAUGGUGAUUGUACAAUGUACAGAGAAGACAGUAUCUUCUUUGUUGGGAUCGUCUCAAUUGAACGAUUACAAACAUCCUGGAGGAGGCAAGACGGUCGCUUUGAUGGUGCAUCAUACAUCCAAGGAUAUUUGGAUGAGGGAAGACUAUCAAAGAUGGGUACAAUCUUUUGGUACCGAGCCAAAAGUGACUGACACUACACCCUCUCCCAACGAAAUCUUCUUUACUUCGGCAGCAUGGAAUCAUCUCCAUCUCUCACAAAUCGAUUCUACGAUAUUUCACUUUCCAAAUUCACUUCCUCAAACUACACCGCCUAUCUCUUUACCUUCAAAUACCGUCCUCUUACAAUCUGGUCAUAGUAUUCGAAUGCAUCCUCCUGGAUCACUCGAACUUCUCCCUCGACCAUCCAAAGAUAUCCCUUUCCCACUACCUUAUCUCUCAUCGAUAUCUGAUAUCCCUUCCCCUUCAUCUGAAUAUCUCAACGCUUGUUUGAAAGCUCAAGAAACGGUCAAACACUUAUCACUUCCCAUACCACCUAAAACAUCAGCCACUGAAACGACACCCUUGCAAUCUGUCAAUCCCAUCCUCCCUCUACAAGACGUGGGUAUGAAAGACCAGCAUGACAAAGUCACAUAUGAAGCAGAACCGAAAGUAGGGGACGACAUAAUCAUCACAACCCUCGGAACAGGGUCAGCUCUUCCAAGUAAAUACAGAAACGUUUCUUCUACUCUUGUAGAGAUACCAGGGACUGGUGGAGUAUUGUUAGAUUGUGGAGAAGGUACUUUAGGUCAAUUAAGAAGAAGGUUUGGUGAUUUGUCAGAGCUCUGGAAAGAUUUGAAAAUGAUUUUCAUCAGUCAUUUGCACGCUGAUCAUCAUUUGGGCUUACAAUCGAUUUUGGAGGAUAGGUUCAAGCAUAACAUACAUACCCCACUAUACAUCAUAGCUCCAAUACAAAUAGCAUUAUCAUUACAAGAAAGUUAUAAAUGGCAAUUGGACGUUCCUCGGGAAGCAUUGAGAAAUUUGGUGUUUUUACCUUCCAACAGAAUACAGGGUAUGAUAUCCCGGGAUUCGUUGUCUUUGGUCAAGAGGGUUGAUGGUGGAUCUGGGUCGUCUGUGGGGGUGGGGAAAGAUGGGUCGGAGGGUUUGGGAAGGGGUUGGCCGUUCGGUUUGUUGUAUAGUCCUGAACUUGCUUCUGAACAAACUCUCCAAACUAACCUCCGAGCUUUGUUCGACGCGUUAUCUCUCGAAGAAAUACAAAUACCUUUGGUAGAACAUCGUGGCAGGGCUUGGGGUCUAGUGCUGAAACAUCAAACAGGGUGGAAAGUAGUAUACUCGGGAGAUACAAUGCCUUCUGAGAAUUUGAUACAAGCCGGAAAAGGAGCAACUGUUUUAAUUCAUGAAGCUACUUUGGAAGAUGACAAACCUGAUGUUGCAAAGGAAAAAGGACAUUCUACUUUUUCUCAAGCUGUGGGUGUUGGUAGAAAAAUGGGAGCUUCACACAUCCUUCUGAACCACUUCUCACAACGGUAUCCAAAACUUCCUCGACUUGCCCCUUCCUCCACUUUCUACCCUUCGUACCCAACAAUCGACCAAACCGACCAAACUAUUCCUUCCACCUCAGAAGCCGUCGCAUCAAAAGGGACGGAUCCAAGUCACACUAUAUCAUCUCCACUUCAACCCGAUCCAGAACCCAUCAUCUCCAUCUCAUUCGACUUGAUGUCUAUCCGCGUAGGGGACAUGUGGAAAAUGUCCCAUUAUAUGGAGGCCAUGUCCCUUUUGUUCGCCUCCGAGCCGGAAGAAAGUGAGGGGAUGGUAGAGGGGGAUGUGAAUAGUGUAGGUACGAGGCAAAAGAAGAGAGGAUCGGGUGAAGCUUUACUUGAUGAAGUGGUUUCGGCCAAAGAGGACGCUGUGGGAACUGAAAGUGGGGGAGGAGCAGGGAAGGGGUCGACGACAGUUAGGAAAGAGGGCCAGAAGACUGAUAUGCAUGACGGGAAGAAGAAGAGACGGGCGGAGAAGGCGAAACGAGCUGGGAAAGGUUUGUCUGGAGGAGAUGGUAUGAUCAGUGGAAGUGGGGUAGGUACGAUGGAGGGGAAUGUUUUGGGUGAGAAGCCUGAAGUGGGCGGGCAGGAGGUUGUCUGA